AAUAAAUUGGCCCGGCCCGGGCCCGAACCGACCGGGCCGGUUCACCUUUUGAAGGGCCUGAGCUCGAACCGCCAUCCCACCGGGUCGGGUGGCCAAAACCGGGCAACCAACCGGUUCACCGGGCCGGUCCGGGCCCGCACAGUAGCGGGCUGGUCCGGUUCCGGGCCGGUUGGCCCGACCCGAGUCCACUCCUAGUGUAACUUGUUGAGAAAAGUUGACAUGUAACUCUUGUGUUACAAUAUGUAGUUUUAGCCAAACUUAAAUGUAACUCCGAUGUAUAUGAAAUGUAACUUGAGUCGAAAUCAAAAAAUAAGCACACAAGUAACUUGAGCCCCAAAUAUAAUCAAAAUAACCAAGUGGAAGAGACCAGUAAGCAUUUUCCUUAGAUUUUCAAUUAAUCGUGGGUAUGACUUAUUGUAUUUGUAUUGAAUCUGAGCAUGGACUAGAUGAUUGGGAUCGGAGAUUCAUAGGGUUUGCUCUUAUGCUGGUUUUUCUGCGCAUGGAGUAUUUCUCCCCUUGAAGCGGCGAGUAGAAAUUGACCAGAGAAAGGAAACCUAUUGAUUCGAAGCAGAGAAUAUGCACAACAGCGAAGCAAUUCCAGAUGCAAAACUAGCGGGGUUAAGCAGUGAAGGAAGCGCAGAGGCGGAGUAAAGGGACCUGUUAUUUCAUCGCUCUAGGCAGAUGCGCAAUUACGGAGCCGGUGGGAACGAAGCGCAAGGAAGGUUUUGUAAUUUUUUUAACGAAGAACGACACCGUUUUGGGAUCGACACACCAUGCGCAUGGUGGGCCGAUCCCACGGUAUAAUUUGCGGAGUCAUCGGGUGUGAGUCAUUGACCGUGUGACACCAUUGUUUUUCGAGUUUGUCAUCAAGUCAUUUAGCUACUCUAAAGUAGCAUUGACGGUUCGGCACGUGCCUCAACGCUGCCAUUUUUUGUGCUCGGGUGGAUUGAUAAUCAUUUUUUCAUUCAUCAAAAUAAUAGAUGGACUGGUGGGUGCACCAUCAUGGUAAAUUGACGCUUUUCCGCUGAACGAGUUAAUUUUGUGGACAAGAUGAGAUGCAUGAAGGUAUCCCAGUGAAAAUGAUGAAUGUCAAGGGGCUCGCAGAUCUGAAGAAGAAAAAACCUUCCAAGGCCCCGAGGGGGACGGAUGCGGGUGCCCCAAAACCCGCCGGUGACUUCUUCAAGAAGCCGGAGGGGCCAUCGGCGGCCCCAAACACUGAUGCAGCUGCCGCUGCCAAGAGGAAAGGCACGGGCAAGGCUCCUGAGAGCAAAAAGCCCAAGACCGGGGACGCCGGGAAGAAAAGCCCCCCGGUGGUCAUUGUUGAUGAUUGCCCCGCCUCCGGGGCGCACGAGGAGAUGCCGGUGGCGAAAGUCCCGGGGGGUGUCCGGGAGCCAUCCUCCGAGGUUCUGACGAUCUCCGUCCCGGUUGGUACGGCUGUGAUGAAUGGCACGGCGGAUCCGAGGGCGCUUCUGAGAGGUAUAACCCUCGAUAUUGACAGGGCAGCCCUCGGGGAUGAUGACGACCAAGCCCUCGAGGACAGGAUCCUCCGGUCUUCCCUUACGACCUGCAUUGCCCUCGGAGAGCAAGCCCGGCGGCUAGAGGAGUGGCGCCUUCGCAAGGCUGAGCAGGAUGCUAAGAUGCGGGAGCUCAUCCGCCAGAAUGCCGAUGCUGUCCGGCAGAUGGCUAUGCUGGAGGAGAGCCUUCGGCAGAUGACCCUGCGGGCGGAGGCCGCAGAUCGGGGCAGGGCGGAGGCUGAGAGGUCCGCAGCUGAGGCUUUGGAGAGAGCUGCCAGGGAGGCCGAGGCCGCGAAGAUGGAAGCCGUCGAGAGAGCCCGAGGGGACGCAAUCUCGGGGUUCUUGGCAGGGGGUGGCGGGCCGAGGAGCACAAGCAAUGGCUGUCCUCGGUCGUCGAGUCCUCGGUUGACGAGUGGUGCGAUGGGCCCGGGGUGGAGUGGGUUUCCCGAAAGGGUUAACAAUAUUAUGAUGGGGGGCGAGUUUUUCACCCAAGCCCUCAUCUACCGGAGGAUGGCUCGCCACUUGAAGAUUGAGCCAAAGGACUUCGACCCGGCGGCAUACGGGCUCCCCCUGCAGCCAGACGUCCGCGUUCCUCUCCCCUCCGAUGUCGAGAGGCCAGACCUAGAGGAUACAGAGCUCAUGAAGGAAGCCGAGGGUGACGAACCUGAGGCCGAUGCAGAGGUUACUUCGAAGCCAUCGGAGGAGGCGACCCCCGGAAAUGACGUUGUUUAAUUUGUAAUUUAUACUCAGUAAUUUGAACACACUUGUAAUGAUCACAUUCUUAUGCUUUCGGCCCCGGCCACCUUUGUAACUAUCACAUUUACUCUUUUUUUUGUCGAUUGAUGAAUGUCUGCCUUCGGGCUUUUCAUAUUUGAAUGCGCCCUCUGUUUGAAUGUAUGCCUCCUC
Molecule: messenger RNA, 2420 nt
Organism: Cuscuta europaea
Lineage: Eukaryota; Viridiplantae; Streptophyta; Magnoliopsida; Solanales; Convolvulaceae
Source: the annotation of a GenBank genome assembly